This is a messenger RNA of Uranotaenia lowii, 1346 nucleotides long. RefSeq lists its product as uncharacterized. The coding region runs from base 130 to 1149 and encodes 339 amino acids. Gene Ontology annotation, cellular component: extracellular matrix. The transcript is spliced from 2 exons. The record is from RefSeq and is a predicted model, not a curated record. Lineage: Eukaryota; Metazoa; Arthropoda; Insecta; Diptera; Culicidae. Gene Ontology annotation, molecular function: protein binding.
AUCACUAUUGAGAGAGAACAGCAUCCAGCCAGCCAGGCGGCCGUACAUCGUAGAUCACACAUAGUGCGCGGCUCGGUUGAAUUUAGUCUACAUUUAAGAGCGUUCUGCUAGAAAACAGCAUCACGGAAGAUGAAGGCCGGUUAUUGGAUAACAACAAUCUUUUUCGCCUUGAUGUUGAUAAAUUAUGGCGACGCAACAACCAUUACCCAUAAAUGUUUUCAAACUGGCUACGAUCAGUUCUGCCUCAUCCAUGACGUUUUCUACAAACGUAAUGCUUCGGUAAGAUACGUCUUUCCUCAGAACUAUUCCUACGUUCGGAUCGGAAACGAUGGUUGGAACAAGGGAAUACAAUCGGUCAUCGAACAUUUGGACGGCCAAUUGUACAAGGAGUUGGGCAGCCCUCCGAUGUUGGAAAUCAUGAAUUCAGAUAUGCAGUCAAUGGAAGUCCCACGACAACUACGUCAUGGAGGUUUUGCCAAUAACGACAUCAAAUGGUUUUCUCUAGAAGAAGGCUCCGAAACGCCGGUCCUCCAAUAUCUAGAUUUGUCCAGCAAUUAUAUCUCCAACAUAACAAAUGUGUCUAUUUUGGUCAACCUAGUUCAUCUGAAUCUCAUUUCGAACGGAAUAGAUUCCCUGGAAGAACACCCCUUCAAGCCACUGGUUAAGCUUGAAGUUCUCUUCCUGAACUACAACAGCAUAGCAACAUUUCAAAGUGAAGAUUUCCCACCCUCUCUGGUCUACAUCUCACUCUUCGCUAACGACAUCACCAAGAUCAACUACACCGGACUAUCGUUCCCCGUCCUGGAAAGACUAAACCUGGAGCGGAACGACCUCUCGAGCCUAGACAUUCCAAAAAUUCUAGAAGCGAUGCCGAAAUUGAAUACCUUCCUGAUCGGGGUAAACGAUCUCGGCCACAGCGACCUAAGGCGGGUGAUCGAACAGCUCAAACAUCACAACAUCACCUACGUCUCCAGCAUGGACGAGGCCAGCUGCUACCACAGCGAGGUGGAAAUCGAUGGUGUCUGUGCCACCCCGGAGCUGAUGGGUGCCGGAUGGCUCAAGUCGGUGUUGCUCAGUCUGGUGACUCUCGGGAUGUUGGCAUUGAUCAUCCUGUGCACCUGGUGGGUGCUGCGGCAGAUGAGCAGAUAGGUGUUUGGGACUUUAUAACACCGAGAGGAAUAUAGCUUAGCUUAUGUCGUUUGUUAAAGUUGAAACUUUUUUUUUGAAUUUAUACUUGAAACCAGAAGGAUUUAUAACAUGUAGUCGACUAGUAUACUAACUUAGCGCGGGUGUCGUUUAUUCGGUUUGAAACAAGUGAAGUAAAACUAUGAAAAAGCACCUACAAA